CAGCACGAAAAUGUUCGCUACAACUGUAUGUGUGCAGCAAAGUCGCCCACUCCUUCGUCUCGUAGAAGGCUGUUGUUGGCAUGCACUUUCUCGUUCCGGUCGCUCAGCCCCCGUAAACGUUUCACAUGCGAGGGCGUUUCGUUUAACUCCACUCAAUCCCGCUUCCAUGCGAAGCCGCUUCGGCCGAAGUCAGCUGAAAUCGGAAAAUCAGUCUUCAUCGCCCAUGUCCAUUGACCUUAGCCGUGCUGCUAUCGCAGCAGGUGCUGCUCUUGGCUUGGGUGGAUUGUGCUAUUAUGGUAUGCGGUCGACCUCUGCGGGCGCAGAUGCUUUGUCCGUGAUGGAUCGAGCCUCUAUAUGGCCGGAACAUGUUCGCCAUCGUGUCAAGAUGACCUAUGCGUAUCUGGCAGCUGGAGCUACCAUCGCUGCGGGAACCGCGGUCGCACUGUCUCGUUCGGCGACGUUUUGCCGUGCCAUGAUGGGGUCAGGAUGGAUUGCACCCAUCGGUAUGAUGAUUGCCAGCAUGGGUGCCGGCGUGGUCUGUCAGAUGAUCCCUUAUCCAUCCUCGGGAGGUGUCUUUAAUUCAAAACAUCUCGCUUGGACAGUUUUCUCCGCCAGCAUUGGUGGCAUGCUCAUGCCUAUCUGCCUGAUCGGAGGCCCCAUUAUCACACGAGCAGUUCUCUACACCGGCGGGAUUGUGGGCGGACUGUCGAUUGUGGCCACAACGGCUCCGUCGGAUAAGUUUCUCUACAUGGGCGGCCCCUUGGCCAUUGGCUUGGGCGUCAUUGUCGUAUCUUCUCUGGGCUCCAUGUUUCUCUCUCCGGUAAGCCGUUUGGGCUCUGGAAUGGCUGCCAUAAGCCUGUACGGUGGGCUAAUUCUCUUCUCGGGUUUUCUUCUCUACGAUACACAAAUGGUCGUUCGACGUGCUGAAUCGUAUCCGCCUCCAUCGAAGCGGUUUUCACACGCGUAUGGUGACUUGCCGAUCAUAGAACGCUCGUUUGAUCCCAUUAACAAUUCCAUUCACAUCCUCCUGGACAUUGUGAACAUCUUCGUUCGAAUGGUGGCCAUCUUCUCUGGAGGUCAGAACCGAAGAAAGUAGAAAGUUUCGGACAUCAUCAGUACACGCUCGCACGCAGUCUCAUUCAUAUCACUUCAUCUACAUGGGAUCGGCACCACACCACCAUCUCUAUUCCAUUUACAGUACAAAUUAUUCAUAGCUAGAUGUGCAGUACGCACGCGCAUCAAAGCAUUCACUCUCAAGUCGGUUCUUCGCUCAACUUUCGAUUUUACGACCCCCGAGGUCUGAUUUGCCAUUUUUCUGUUCCCCUUUUUCUGUGGUACAUGCAUCGAAAUUUGUGUUACUGUGAAAUCGCUUGAAGAUUGUGCCGAAUGCGCGUUUGCUUCUUCAUGACGUUUACUGUGUGUGUAGUGGUGUCGGAGACUCCCAAGUGUUUAUCGUUAAAUUGUAAUUCAUGUUAUACUCAUCCUCGGUGCUUUUUAGUACAUCCUGACACAAUCGAAUGAGGAUUCGGAUUGAGG
Messenger RNA from Dicrocoelium dendriticum, 1536 nucleotides. The record is from the annotation of a GenBank genome assembly. NCBI's taxonomy places the organism in Eukaryota, Metazoa, Platyhelminthes, Trematoda, Plagiorchiida, Dicrocoeliidae.